Molecule: messenger RNA, 860 nt
Organism: Lingula anatina
Lineage: Eukaryota; Metazoa; Brachiopoda; Lingulata; Lingulida; Lingulidae
Product: C-Maf-inducing protein
Molecular function (GO): protein binding
Source: RefSeq, a predicted model, not a curated record
ACAUAUACAAGUAUGAAAAAUUGUUGAAGAAUUCAAGACGCCCUGAAGUGUUAGUAAAAGAAAUCAAGAGCAUGGUUGACUACUCCUUGUCUACGCCCAUUCAUGACACAAGUGUUUAUCAGUUUCCCCUGGAGCUGGUGUCUGAAAUACUGCAGCAGAACGAAGAAUUUCUGUCAAAAAUUGAACACGAGAACAUCAUUGUUGCCAUAGCUCCAUUGUUGGAGAAGAACCACCCCACCCAGGAAAUCUGUGACUUUUUCUCAAAGCAUUGUCGUAACAGUCCAAGAUCAAAAAUUGUCAUUGAACUCUUCACGCCAGUGGUGCAUAGGAUUUUAAAACACAAUAUGGACUUUGGAAAGCAUCCACGCUCUAGAGCCUUCAUCACAGAGUAUAUUCAGGCCUUGAGCUCACAGAAUGACGGAAUCCGAGUGGUAAAGAAUUUUGUGAAAACUAUGCAUGGUCCAACCAGUGUAUGUCCACAUCCCAGAGUGCUGCCCAACUUGGUGGCAGUUUGUUUUGCUGCUAUCUAUGGAUGCUACGAAGACAGAAAAACAUUUAUGCUCAAUAAUAACAGCAUCAGCAGCUACAUCAUGACUGAGAUACAUGACCGCCUAACCUGUUACCUUGCCAUUCUAGAGACCAUGUCAGAGUUUGAAGACUGGAGACCCAAUUUGGCUAGUUUUCUGCAACCUAUACCAUUUCCAGACGAGUAAGUAAAAUACACAAUUACAUAUGAAACAAAUUAUUAUCAUUAUCAUCAUUUAAUAUGAAUGGUAAAGAAGUUAUUGGAUGUAAAAACCUGCCCCAUUAUGCAUUGUAAAGAGAUAAGAAAUUAUACAUAAAUGGUUAAUUGAUUGUCA